AUGAUUAAGCCUCUAUUUAUACUUGGGGUGUUCCUUAUCAAUGGAAUUGUGUGUCCUCCACCUAUGAGACAACAGGCGGAGCAAGCACAAGCACACGACAAUUCUACUCCGCAACCAGGCGCACAGACACAAGAAGGAGCGCCUGUGGAAAUCGAAAAGAACGAAUAUGAUGGACGCCAUCCAAGUUAUCAAUUUGCCUACACCAAAUAUUUGGAAGAGGUUGUCAAGAUUCUGGAGACGGACCCAAAGUUCAAUGAGAGACUGAAGAACAUGAAUGAGGAGGAUAUCAAGGCGGGAAAAAUCGCUGACCACAUCGACGAUCUCCCACAAGAAGUGUUCGACAAGCUACACAGAGCUAAAUUUGAGGAGAUUGAGAGAUUAAGAAAGCAGAUUGAGGAGCAGAUUAAGGCCGACGGUGGAGCCCAUAACGUGCAGAUGCCUGAUCAUCUUGACGUUCAAGAGCUAGAGAAAUUCCACAAGGAGGAUUUGAGAAAGCUGAUUCAGAAGACAGUGGCCGAUAUGAACAAGAUGGAUGAUCAGAGAAAGGAAGACUUCAAGCAGUACGAGAUGAAGAAGCAAGCGGAGGAGGAUCACAAGUUGGCUCAAAUGAGUCCAGAGGAGCGAGAGAAGGCAAAACGCGAACAUGAGGAAGCUGAGAAGCGGCACAAUGACCACGAGAAGCUGAAACAUCCGGGAAGCAAGGAUCAACUACAAGAAGUUUGGGAGGAAACUGAUCAUCUCGAAAAAGACCAAUACGACCCAAAAACCUUCUUCGCUCUUCACGAUCUCAACGGAGAUGGUUUCUGGAAUGACUUUGAGCUAGAGUCACUUUUCCAACUGGAGCUCGAAAAGAUGUACAACGAAACCAACCCAGAUGAUGAUAUGAAGGAGCGCGCUGAGGAAAUGUACCGUAUGCGAGAACAUGUCAUGAAGCAAAUCGAUGUGAAUCAAGAUCGUAUGAUUUCGAUGCAAGAAUUUUUGAAUGAUGCCGACUCGCAGAAUGCAAACCCACCUAAGCAGGAAGAGGCGUGGGAGGACCUCGGACAGAAAAAGGUGUACACUGAUGAGGAGCUUCAGAAAUUUGAGAAAGAGUAUGCAGCUCAACAAGGAUGGGGAGAACAUGCGUAUGAUUCACAACAAGUUGCUUCAGAACAACUCCAUCCACAAGCCGCCCAACAACCACCGCAGCAACAGGUCCACCCAGCUCAGCCCAUCCAACCAGUCAACGCACACGCUCCACCACCACUACCUGUCCACAAUGCGCAACCACCUGUGCAACAGCAACAACCACCUCAACAGAACUUGCCACCGGUACACCACGAGCCAAUCCAAGACCACACCAAGGAUCCAACAUAUGGAAUUUAA
Molecule: messenger RNA, 1365 nt
Organism: Caenorhabditis briggsae
Lineage: Eukaryota; Metazoa; Nematoda; Chromadorea; Rhabditida; Rhabditidae
Gene: Cbr-nucb-1
Product: Protein CBR-NUCB-1
Exons: 9
Coding region: 1-1365 (454 amino acids)
Cellular component (GO): endoplasmic reticulum-Golgi intermediate compartment; extracellular exosome
Molecular function (GO): calcium ion binding
Source: RefSeq, a predicted model, not a curated record